UCAAUUUUUCAGUGGGUGGGACGUUUCUCUGUUACCAUUUGCCAGCUUCUCUCUCUUGUCGUUGUGCAGUGUUUAAAUGUUUAGUUGUCUCCAAUUGGGACGAAAAUAGACGUCGGCUGCGACGAAGACUGUGAUUACGAGGCGGUAGUGAGUGGGAGAUGGAAAGCAGCGGUGAGGCGGCGGAGAGCACGUACACCAUCAGGCCCAAUUUCCAGCACAAGUUCAAGGGUGCUCUGGUGAAAGAGUGCAUUCGCAGUGUCCUGAAGACUGAGCUGGCCAGCAAACAGUACGACCCAGAAGAAGUGGGGACCCUGUCGCGCAGCCUGUCACAAACUAUACUGGAUCAGCUCAAAAAGCUUGGGUUUCACAGAUACAAGCUGGUGGUACAGGUGGUCCUAGGAGAACAAAGAGGAGAAGGUGUCAAGGUUGCUGCAAGGUGUUUGUGGGAUGCUGACACAGACAGCUACAUGCAGGAUGUCUAUAUGAAUGAUAGUCUUUUCUGUGUGGCUGCUGUAUUUGGCUGCUUCUAUUACUGAAGUUCCAGGAAGAGGACGGAGGUGAAAAGCAUCACGACUGGCGAACCACAAGCAAGUGUUUUACAAAUGGAGGCUUUAAGUUCAAACAAGUUAUCAUCGAGGAAGAGGAGAAAGGAGGGGUCAAAUGGGGACACCGAAGAAGGCUCUG
Molecule: messenger RNA, 684 nt
Organism: Erpetoichthys calabaricus (reedfish)
Lineage: Eukaryota; Metazoa; Chordata; Cladistia; Polypteriformes; Polypteridae
Gene: dynlt2b
Product: dynein light chain Tctex-type 2B
Exons: 6
Coding region: 159-536 (125 amino acids)
Biological process (GO): microtubule-based movement
Cellular component (GO): cytoplasm; cytoplasmic dynein complex
Molecular function (GO): dynein intermediate chain binding
Source: RefSeq, a predicted model, not a curated record